Poecile atricapillus (Black-capped chickadee) is the source of this 1593-nucleotide messenger RNA. It is a transcript of the gene TBX22, whose product is annotated as T-box transcription factor 22. The transcript is spliced from 7 exons. Lineage: Eukaryota; Metazoa; Chordata; Aves; Passeriformes; Paridae. Gene Ontology annotation, molecular function: RNA polymerase II cis-regulatory region sequence-specific DNA binding; DNA-binding transcription factor activity, RNA polymerase II-specific. The record is from RefSeq and is a predicted model, not a curated record. Gene Ontology annotation, cellular component: nucleus. Gene Ontology annotation, biological process: cell fate specification; regulation of transcription by RNA polymerase II; positive regulation of DNA-templated transcription. Bases 133 to 1593 code for a protein of 486 amino acids.
CCUGAGCCCCGCUGCCGCCCGGGGGGACCCCUGGCAGCCCGGGGGGGAUGGCGCUCAGCUCCCGGGCUCACGCCUUCUCGGUGGAAGCCCUGGUGGGACGCUCGGCCAAGAGGAAGGUGCCGGAGGGUCGCGAUGAGGAGCCCGGCCCCGGCUGCCGGCCGGGUCGCAGAGCCCCGGAGGCGGGUGGGUACCGGAGGGAGCCCGGCGAGGCGGGGAGCCAGGGCCGCCCCCUGCCCCGGCAGCCUCCCGAGCCGCCCCCUGCCCUUUGUGUUCCCUGCAGAGAAGCGACCCAAGGCCGGUGCCGAGAGCCGGGCGGGCGGGGUGCAGGUGGAGCUGCAGGGCUCCGAGCUCUGGAGGAGGUUCCACGACAUCGGCACUGAGAUGAUCAUCACCAAGGCCGGCAGGAGGAUGUUCCCGUCGGUCCGGGUGAAGGUGAAGGGGCUGGAGCCGCUGCAGCAAUAUUACAUCGCCAUCGACGUCGUGCCCGUGGACUCCAAAAGAUACAGGUACGUCUAUCACAGCUCGCAGUGGAUGGUGGCGGGGAACACGGACCACUCCUGCAUCACCCCGCGCCUCUACAUCCACCCCGACUCCCCCUGCUCGGGGGAGACCUGGAUGAGGCAAAUCAUCAGCUUCGACCGCGUGAAGCUCACCAACAACGAGAUGGACGACAAGGGGCACAUCAUCCUGCAGUCCAUGCACAAGUACAAGCCCCGCGUCCACGUUAUCGCCCAGGAUUCUCGCUUCGAUCUAGCGCAGAUCCAGUCGCUGCCGGCCGAGGGGGUGCAGACCUUCUCCUUCCAGGAGACCGAGUUCACCACCGUCACGGCCUACCAGAACCAGCAGAUCACGAAGCUGAAAAUCGACAGGAAUCCUUUCGCCAAAGGUUUUCGGGACCCCGGCAGGAACAGGGGGGUCCUGGACGGGCUCCUGGAGACCUACCCGUGGAGAGCCCCCCUCGCCCUGGACUUCAAGGCUUUCGGCGCAGACAGCCAGGGUGGGAGCUCCAGCUCUUCUCCAGUGGCCUCCAGCGGUGGGACCCCCUCUCCUCUGAACCCCCUGCUCUCUCCAUCGUGCUCCCCUCCCACGCUUCACUUGCCCACGAGCAACCUGGGCAUGUCGUGCCCCGAGAGCUUCCUGCACCCCCUCAACCUGCCCCUCUACUACAAGAUCUGCCCUACGAGCUUCUUGAGACAGCAGGCGCUCCUCUUUCCGAGCCACGAAAAACUGGGAGCCACCAACCCACACCUUUUACCCCACUUCAUGGUGGAUAUGCCCAAACUGUCUUCCCUGAAAAACGCCAAAGCCGAAGACUUAAACGCUCAGUGCCUACAAGCCCCCGGUUCUGCUGGUCAAAUGCUGUAUGGAUUACAUGCAUCUGGAAACAUUUUCCCAUCAAGUCCCAUUGCUCGGGAAGCACUUAAUUGUUCUUUACAUCCUCCAUAUGGCUUGUAUGGUUAUAACUUCUCUGUGCCAUCCAGACUGAUGAAUGCAGCAGGGCAUUUCAAAGUGAGUGACAGCAUUCCGGCUGCUUUGAGGGACGGCAGAUGCAAUCACUCCAACUGGCACCCCACAAUUAACCACUGCCUUUAG